Messenger RNA from Lotus japonicus, 1304 nucleotides. RefSeq lists its product as uncharacterized. Bases 88 to 1053 code for a protein of 321 amino acids. The record is from RefSeq and is a predicted model, not a curated record. The transcript has 2 exons. Lineage: Eukaryota; Viridiplantae; Streptophyta; Magnoliopsida; Fabales; Fabaceae. Gene Ontology annotation, molecular function: phosphatidic acid binding.
GCAAUAAAACGCUCUUUGCGGAUCCUCAAUCAUCUUCAUCAAUCAGUGUCCGUGUCUGUGUGUGAUCCCAAAACCAGAGAGAAACACAUGGGGUUCUUUUCAAGGAACAGAGGAGACGACGACACCGUCGACGACUUCGACGACUACGAUCCAACCCCCUACGGCGGCGGCUACGACAUCAACCUCACCUACGGCCGCCCCAUUCCUCCCUCCGACGAGACCUGUUACCCGAUCGGAGGAUCAGAUGAAUCCUUCGACUACGAUCGUCCUCAGUACUCCUCUCACGCUGAGCCUUCUGCUUAUGCCAAUGAAGCUCUCGAUGUUGAGUAUAGUAGCUACUCUCGCCCUAAGCCUAGGCCUGCUCCGGCUUCGUUUAACCCCGGGUAUGGGAGGAAGCCUGAGUCGGAGUAUUCUGGAUUGGAAUAUGGAUCUGGGUAUGGGAGGAAGCAGGAGCAUCAGGUGACCGGGUCGGAAUAUGGAUCCGGGUAUGGUGGGAGGAAGCAGGAAUCAUCUGAAUAUGGAUCCGGGUAUGGGCGGAAGCAGGAAUCCGAAUCUGAAUAUGGAUCAGGGUAUGAGCAGAAGCAGGAGUAUGAGGCCCCUGAAUCCGGGUAUGGGCGGAAGCAGGAGUAUGAGGCUCCGGAACCCGGGUAUGGUCGAAGGACGGAAGGUUCUGGAUAUGGAGGUGGGUAUGGUGGGAGGAGUGAGGAGGAGAAUCCCGGGUAUGGGAGGAAGACUGAGUAUGAGACGGGUGGGUCAGAAUAUGAAUCCGGGUAUGGUGGUGGGAGGAAGCCUAGCUAUGGGGAGGAACAGGGUAGUGGGUAUGGAGGAAGGAGUGAGUAUGAGGAGAAGAAGCCGAGCUAUGGAAGGAGUAACUAUGAGGGACAGGAGGAGGUUGAGUAUGGUCGUGAGCGCCCUCCAAGGCUUGAUGAUGAUGAUGAUGAUAAUGAGGGCUAUGCUCGUAAGAAAUAUGGAGAUGAUGGCUCUGAUGAUGAUGAUGAGAGGAAGAAGCAUCACCACAAGCAUCACCAUCGCAAGAACUAUGAUGAUGAGUAAACAAAAUGCCAUUUGUGGCCGUGUGAAUGGAUGCCAUCCCAUAGUUACCUACUAAAUAAAGGGUUGGCACUUUAUAUCCCCCAGUUUGUUUGGACUAUUACUCUGAAAUCUUGAGCUUUCAGAACUAUUGGUCUAAAGUGAAUGUGUUAUUUGGCUUUUGAGUUUUUAUAAUAUCCCUCAUGUUUGGGUUGUUGUGUUUAAUUAUUUCUUACUUGGAAAGAUUGAAUGCAUUUACACUUAUUAUCUUGUCA